CGACUCGUAUGAUAUUAUGUGAUCAAAAAUGAAAGACUUCGAUAUAAUAGUGGAAAAUGAUUUCAUCCCAGGAGUGAAAAUAGCGGAAACAUCAGAAAAUGAUUUUAAUAACGAAUAUAAGUGUAACGACGAUGAAGAAAAUGAAGACGAAACUAAGCCAUUGAAAUGUGAUAUUAGUAAUUUAGAUGAAUCUAAAGAAAGAAAAUUAGAUAUAAGCAAAGAUAAGCCGUCUAAAUUUAUGAAUAGUCAAACUAGUGCUAUUGAUAAUAAGGCUUCAAAUUAUGUGAAUUGUGAAAAUAAAAGAGAAAAUGAUGGUACAAUCAGCGACAAUUCACAUAAGAAAGGCAAUGAAUUGAGUGAAAAUUAUUCUAUCACGGAAACCUAUGGAUCAAGGAUACCCCCAAAUUGGAAGCAGUUUAUAUCAGCUUCCGGACCGAUCGCCUUGUAUUUCUCAACCGGCAUAUCAUCAGGCUUUUCAGCUACACUGAUACCUCAUUUAAGAGAAGAACAUAGUGCGAUUCUUCAGAAUGAAAGCUCUAUCUCUUGGAUAGCAUCCAUCGCCGUUUUACCAUUGGCUCCGUGUUGUUUUAUCGGAGGUUUGUUAAUAGAAAAGUUUGGAAGACGAAGAACACUCGGUACAUUAGGAAUACCUUUCUUCAUUGGUUGGAUCGUCGUUAUAUUAUCAAGCAGUUUGGCCGAAAUGCUCAUUGGAAGAUUUAUUAAUGGGUGUUCCAUAGGCAUUAUGAUGCCCUCUAUGUCAGUUUUUAUAAGUGAAUCGACGAGUCCUAAAUUGAGAGGCAUGUUAUUGUCACUUCUCCCUUUUUCUUUUGCUCUUGGUAUUUUUAUUUCGCAUUUAAUCGGAACAUGGGUAUCAUGGCAAUGGACAGCAAUAAUAAGCGCGAUCUUUCCAUUAACUUCAGUUUUCAUAUUAUUGUUCGUACCAGAAAGUCCUAAAUACCACGUUCUCACUGAU
Molecule: messenger RNA, 973 nt
Organism: Aricia agestis (brown argus)
Lineage: Eukaryota; Metazoa; Arthropoda; Insecta; Lepidoptera; Lycaenidae
Product: facilitated trehalose transporter Tret1-like
Exons: 4
Biological process (GO): transmembrane transport
Cellular component (GO): membrane
Molecular function (GO): transmembrane transporter activity
Source: RefSeq, a predicted model, not a curated record